Messenger RNA from Tupaia belangeri chinensis (Chinese tree shrew), 1722 nucleotides. It is a transcript of the gene CERKL, whose product is annotated as CERK like autophagy regulator. The record is from RefSeq and is a predicted model, not a curated record. Gene Ontology annotation, molecular function: lipid kinase activity. Bases 1 to 1722 code for a protein of 573 amino acids. The transcript is spliced from 14 exons. Lineage: Eukaryota; Metazoa; Chordata; Mammalia; Scandentia; Tupaiidae. Gene Ontology annotation, biological process: sphingolipid metabolic process; phosphorylation.
AUGCCCCGGGGGAGGCGUGGGAGCCGGGUCCUCGCCCUGGAGGGCGGCCGGGAGGAAGAGGCGUCCCCGAAGGCGGCUGCUGUACCCUCAGCGCUGUUAGGGCCCCCGCAGCAGACCGAGACAGCCGCGGAGCAGAUUCUGCUCCGGGGCAUCUUCGAGAUCGGGAGGGGCAGCUGCGACGUGGUUUUGAGCGAGCGAGCCCUGAGGUGGCGGCCUAUUCAGCCCGAGCUCCCUGGGGGUGAAUCCAAGUUUGACUUGCUCUGUAAAGAAGAAUUUAUUGAACUCAAAGACAUAUUCUCUGUGAAAUUGAAACGGCGUUUUUCCGUUAAACAGCAAAGAAGUAACACUUUAUUAGGAAUCACACUUUUCAUCUGCUUGAAAAAGGAUCAGAAUAAACUAAAAGAUUCUACACUUGACCUUAUUAACUUAAGUGAAGACCACUGUGAUGUAUGGUAUAGACAGUUCAAGAAAAUUUUGGCAGGUUUUUCAAAUAGACCAAAGUCCUUAAAAAUACUCCUUAAUCCACAAAGUCACAAAAAAGAAGCUACUCAGGUCUAUUAUGAGAAGGUUGAACCUCUGUUGAAGCUUGCAGGAAUUAAAACUGAUGUAACAAUAACGGAAUACGAGGGGCAUGCUCUGUCACUGCUUAAAGAAUGUGAACUCCAGGGAUUUGAUGGUGUCGUCUGUGUUGGUGGAGAUGGUUCUGCUAGUGAAGUAGCUCAUGCUUUGCUCCUGAGAGCCCAGAAGAAUGCUGGGAUGGAAACAGACCGAAUCCUGACUCCUGUCAGAUCACAGCUUCCACUGGGCUUAAUUCCGGCAGGAUCUACUAAUGUAUUGGCACAUUCUCUUCAUGGAAUUCCUCACGUUGUAACUGCAACUUUACACAUUAUAAUGGGACAUGUGCAACUGGUCGAUGUCUGCACCUUCAGCACCACUGGCAAGCUUCUUCGCUUUGGGUUCUCAGCCAUGUUUGGCUUUGGUGGAAGAACUUUGGCUCUGGCAGAAAAAUACCGAUGGAUGUCCCCGAACCAACGGAGAGAUUUUGCUGUAGUUAAGGCACUGGCAAAACUUAAGCCAGAGGACUGUGAAAUAUCAUUUUUACCAUUUGACAACUCUCAAGAUGUACAAGAAAAGACUGCACAGGGAUCUCCCAAAUCGGGCUGUAAUGAUCAAUGGAAAAUGAUCCAGGGUCAUUUCUUGAAUAUUAGCAUUAUGGCAAUUCCUUGCCUGUGUUCAGUGGCACCUGGAGGCUUGGCACCUAAUACCAGAUUAAAUAAUGGAAGUAUGGCUCUUAUAAUUGCACGAAACACUUCUCGGCAAGAAUUUAUAAAACACUUGAAAAGAUAUGCCAGUGUAAAAAAUCAGUUCAAUUUUCCAUUUAUUGAGACUUACACUGUUGAAGAAGUAAAAGUUAUUCCUAGGAAUAAUGCUGGUGGAUACAAUCCAGAUGAGGAGGAUGGAUCUCAUGAAACUGCUUCAGAAAAUAGUUUCCCUUGGAAUAUAGAUGGUGAUUUAAUGGAAGUUUCAUCAGAGGUCCAUGUUAGAUUGCAUCCAAGGCUUAUCAGUCUUUAUGGAGGAAACGUGGAAGAAGUGAAUGAUUCAAAAAAGGCUAUUUUUGAAACUGAAGAUAAAGACUUUAUAUACUUGAGCUGGCUAGCACUUCCAGACACCAGGCGGCCUGCGGCUGCUGGCCCAAUCACCCCGAACCUUCACACAUCCUGA